Molecule: messenger RNA, 6289 nt
Organism: Coregonus sp. 'balchen'
Lineage: Eukaryota; Metazoa; Chordata; Actinopteri; Salmoniformes; Salmonidae
Source: the annotation of a GenBank genome assembly
CAUCGCCCAUCCCAGCAGCAUAACUCAGUGGGUUAGGCCUAAAUAUUUAUAUAGAGGGGAACAACAUCACUUACAACACAUUCAUUCACUUAAGAGAGAGAACUCUGUGAACUUCCCCAUUGGCAAGUUCACAAUAUUUUGCAAGUUUUGCCACAACUUUUAUUUUACAACUUUAUAUUUUCUUGUGACCACCACCAUGGGCUUUUUGACUGCUCUUUUCGGUGUGACACUUGUUGCUUUGAGUCAAAUCUUUGGAAGAUACCAUGUUAAUGGUGAGUAAAGCUGUUCAAAUGUAUUUUCUAAUAAAUCAUGUUUUAUACUAGAUUCAUUAUGAUUAAUUAUGAAAUAAAAUGAAACGAAGUUUUGCUAUAAAAAUAAUAGUCUAACAUUAAUAUGUUAUUUUUAAAUGUUAUUCAAAGUUUUGUAUCAUUCAAAAUGGACAGUAAAAAAUUGAAUAAUGAACAUAAACCAACUAAAGCCAUAGUUUUGCUUGCUUGAUACUGAUAAUUCUAUAUUUACAGAGUGCAGGUGCACAUGCUGUUACUACAGCUUAAUAAUAAUGUAUGUAUUAAAGGCAAACAGUUAGCUACUUCAUCACUGGUUGGCAUUAGUAUACAGAACUGCAUGUUUAUGGAUUCCAAAGUAAUUUUAAUGUCUCAUUUAGGCUACUUUAGUAUACUUUAUAUAUUAUUAUUAUAUUAAAACAAUAUGAGAGAUGUGUAAGUGAUGAGUUCGAAAACCUAUAAACAAAACUCUAUGAUUGUGCAACAGCAGGUCUCUACUCUCCUGUCUAAAUUGGGGGAUUAGAUGCUGAUGAAGUGUAUUGUUUGUGGAGAGAGAGUUCAGCCAGGUCUGGCUAUGACUGAUCUGGUCCAUUCAGCCCACUUUGAUGUAGAGUAGACAGAGUCCUGAAUAUUGUACAAGUGGGCCAGAGCCAUAUACUUAUAUUAUGGCCUGAAGUCAACUGAAGUGGGCUAUUUGUAUUUCCAGGAGGCCAUUGUAUACAUUCAAGUGUGUCUACUUUAAGUAUGUCAAUCAUGUGAAGUCAUGUAUGUUAAGUAUGUAGAAAAACUCAAACUAGACAUGUUAUUGUGUUUGUUGUGGUGUGUUCAGCGGGGAUGUGCUGGCUGCAGCAGAGCCAGGAGCAGCGCUGUGACAUGGUGCUGAUGCGCGGGGUCAGCAGAGAGGAAUGCUGCGCCAGGGGCCGUCUGGACACGGCCUGGUCCAACACCAGUCUGCCCAUCAACGAGGUCAGCCUGCUGGGCUUCCUGGGAAUCGUGUCCUGCAAACUCUGCAAAGGUAACAACACACUACAGUUCCCACAAUGACCUGCAGUGAACCAACUGUGUCAAAAUGACAGUAUCAGUCAACCCUUUCAUUAAUGAGGGUGUUUUGCUUUUUCUCAAACUAUUUGACUUAAAAGUAGAUGCUGAUUUAUUUUGAUUAUGAUUCCCUACUAUAACAAUCCUUGACUUUUUAUCAUUUUAUCACAAACCACCAUCCCUGGUAGUGUCCAAAAGGUACCUCAGACAAGUUAGAUGGUUUUAGCUUCUCCAUAUGGUCCCCUCUGUUGUCAACCUCUGAAAUGCAAGAUUGGGUGCAGGUCUUCAUUUGUCACUGUGGGAAAAUGUAGUCACUGAUAAGCAGUGGCAGAUCUAAAACGAGUAACAGCUGCUCACAGGUGGCACCAAAACCUCAUUACCCUUGUGCUCCUCUCAAAACAUUUUUCAUACUGCCACAUUUCAUUUAGAUGUGUUGGAGCAUAUUUGGAUGAAUUAAAGAUAGAUUAUAUUUAAUAGAUAGCAACAUAACUGACAAUGAAUGAAGCAAAGAAGUUAAGGGGCCACAUUUUGAGUAUAGUUCCAAAUGGUAGCUCAUUUGGCCAUAACCACACCACCUGUCUUCUUCUUGGGAUAACUUUGAUCCAUGUGGAAUUUCCAAGCUAAAUCGAUUUCCAGAGGUCUCUUAAACGUUUUUUGAAAACCUAGCUGUGGAUCUGGGCCAGGCGUUCCAUCUAACUCUGUCCAGCUGUUUUGAGUCACUUCCACUAUUGGAAGCCUUGGCCAGGUAUUCAGGUUCACUCAAGGAUAUUUAUUCCUGUUUUUAGAAACUAAGGUUGUGGAGGCACCUGAACAUGUGCAUGUGAUCUCUGGACAGGGUAUAGUGGAUUAUUUUAAGCCAUGUCGGGAUGGCCCCGUGUAGCUCAGUUGGUAGAGCAUGGCGCUUGCAACACCAGGGUUGUGGGUUUGAUUCCUACAGGGGGUCAGUGUGAAAAAUAAAAAUGUAUACACUCACUAACUUUAAGUUGCUCUGGAUAAGAGCGUCUGCUAAAUGACUAAAAUGUAAAAAUGUAAUGAUUAGUGUCAGCAAGGCUGAAGCCUUUAGCAGCUACCAAAUACCAAUUGAAUCCUAGUUUCAAAAUGUAGUAGCAUCCCUGCCAACGAGUGUAUGAUGGAUGAUGUUUUCUUCUUUCAAUGGAGAUUAAGGCUAUUCCUAGCAUGCUGUUUAUUACCUAAACGGUAUCAGCCAAAUCAACAGCAGCAUUAGAAUGACAAGGAAAUAAUGAAAUGUUCUCAUUAAUAACAAGAUGCUUCAAUGAUAAGUGUAUGAACUCAAGUGAUCCAGAAUGAGAAGCAGACACGUUAUGAAAGACAAGCUAUAAAAUUCAAUCAUUUAGCUGCAUUUGUAUAUCUCUAUCGAGAGGCUGGUCUAUCACUUGGAACUGUUCACUAAUAUAUCUCUUCAAAGUUGUAGUGCAAAUGAAUGAAAUUGAACAAAUCUAAUAAAUGGGCAAUAACCUUCCUCCGCAUCCCUCCUCCCUCCUCUAAUUCACUCUGCAUGAAUUAUUUCCCAAUGCUGGCUGGGACACAGGCCUGGUUGCCUCCCCUCAGAGAAAAAAAUGAAUUCCUGUUUACCACAGGAGAAAUGUCUGCCACAUGCCCAGACGUCUGUUCCUCAUAAUGUGGAGCACUAUCUGGAUCAUUAGUCAGACUGAAAGAACAGAACUACAGCAUCAAUGUAUAUGUGAUACUGUGGGGAAGUGCUGUUCUAUUAUCAUAGCACUCCCUGUCAGACUCAGACUGAACCUCCACAGUUGGUCCUCUGGGGGCUACUGAUUUCCAGUGUUUCAAAGCAUUCCUGGGUGUUGACUAGCGCUCCAUGUCUGGCCUAUUUUUCAAUCUGCAUUGAUUUGUGAAAACGUAUAAAAUCAUAACAGGCUGCCAGUAAACCGGACCAAAACAUCACAGAAAAAGGGAACUGCUUGGAUUCGCUGGAAGGGAGGGGGACAAAUCUGAUACUUGUGUGAGAAACCCAGAGGUAGCAGAGUUGGCCUCUUUGGAGAUGGAGAAUAACAGGAUAUUAAAGCAAGUGCUCGCAGAGAAAGGCAAUAAAGUCCUGCUUUUCUACCGGAUCUCAGGGAUCAGGGCCGAACAUCACUCUGUAUCAGGAUCAAACGGGUCCCGAGAAGCCUGUUGAAAAGUGGCGAUGGUAUCUGUGUUGUUUUAGGGUUACAGUACUAGGAUACUUCCUAUUGACCUGGCUGGGCCUUGGACAGUCUACUAGUGUCCGUUUAGCCUGCGUUUCCUCCUGCCACAUCUGUCAGCCUGUAAAGCCCAGUGACAUGCCUUUGAACUGGCUCGGUCUGCUCAAACACCCCUCCAUCCAUCUAUGAGGCUUAGUCCUGCCUUUAUCAUUACAGGGAUCCAUCCCACUGUUAUGGGAACAGGCACAACCUCAGACACAUUCUUACAGACUAGACAUCCUUGAGUAUGACCAUAAACAAAAUAUGUGUUUAUUGUAAAUGUUUUGCUGGAUGAAUCAUGCUGCGGUGAAAUACAAUAUUUUUCAUCCAUUUGUUCUGUUCUGUGGAGAAUGCAUCUUGAGCAUCAGUUGAUCUGGAUCACUUGAUGACAGACCAUUGAAUUUAAGUAAAUGCUUCGACAAUAAUACUGACUUUCUACUCUAUGUUUUGCAGAGACGUGUGAUGGUGUGAAUUGUGGCCCAGGGAAGGUGUGUAAGAUGAUGGCUGGACGUCCUCAAUGUGUGUGCUCUCCUGACUGCACUAACGUCUCCAUAAAACAUGCUGUGUGUGGGAGCGAUGGGAACUCCUACCAUGAUGAGUGUGCCCUAUUGAUGGCCCGCUGUAAGGGACACCCUGAUUUGGAGGUCAUGUACCAGGGAGAAUGCAAAAGUGAGAACACCUGUGCCCUCGAAAUAGUUAUCUUGCAUGUCAGCAAUUUGGUUAUUUCAAAACGUAAUUGUGCUACUGAAGCCAUAUUACACACAUUAUUGGAUACAAAUAAUAAACAUUCCUUUGUAGCGAUACUGGAUCACUAAUGCAUUAUGUGUCCAUGUUCUGUCCAGAGUCGUGCUCCAAUGUGGUGUGCCCGGGUACCCACACCUGUGUGACGGACCAGACUAACAGUGCCCACUGUGUCAUGUGCCGCAUGACCCCCUGCCCAAUACCGCUGAAGUCCGAGGUGCCUAUAUGUGGCAAUGACAACAUCACUUACCCCAGCGCAUGCCACCUCCGCAGAGCCACCUGCUUCCUGGGGCGGUCCAUAGGAGUGCGUCACUAUGGCAACUGCUCUAGUAAGUCCCCUUCACCUUUCCUGAUCUGUCAACACAGCCUAAGUAUAGAAAUGAAUAAACAACCUAAAUCGAUUUUUUCUAAUGUGACUUUAGAUAUUUAGUACUUUUAGUACCGUUGUCUUUUCUUAGCACUUUGCAUUGAUUUGGCAUGUGUUGGCUGUGCUUGAUCAUUUUGUCUUGGGUUCUCUCUCUCAGGUGUUCCGAGGAACACUCUGGAUUUGGAGGGCAGUGAGGAGAAUUCACUCUAGAGGAACAGUUCUGGUGUGGUCCACCUGGUACUACAGUCCACCUGGUACGAAGAUUUCCAAGAGAUCACCUUCGAUAGGGGAACCAGUGUUGUCCCACUGUUCACUCCCCAAGCUCUGAUUGAUGUUGACCUCUUUUUUACAAUCACUUAUCCCCUCCAUCCCUACUACCUGUACAUAGAAUGACGAUACAUUUGAUGUGGGAGAACCUGCUGGAAGUAACCGUUUUUCUUCCAAAAGGAAACCAAUACUGUAUUUGUUGAUGCAUGCAAUGUAUGUUAAAUGGGAUGAUUUGCUCGUAAAACUGUGGAGACAGAUGAAAGGCAUAUAUCUUGAAAAAUAAAUAUGUAGUCGACUUUGAGUAGAGGAAUAUAUGUGUAUAUUGUAAAUAAAUACCGCUACUAUUUAUUGGAGAAGGUAUCAAAUCUGUUAUAUUUAUGUUUUUACCCUGUAUACAAAUCCAUAUAUCCAUAGGUCAGCUUUUACAAAAAAAUGUAUUUAUUGUGUUUUGUUUUUAGGUGUACAUGUAUUUCAAUGGUCACUGGCAUUCUUUUAUUUCAAAGAGUUGUUUUUAUUUUUGUGUUUUUUCAUAUCCCUAAAUGAAGUGCUUUAACCCCCUAAAAGCAGCAUGGCAAGCAACCUCAAUUUGUUUGGAAACUGGAUAGCACAUUUAGAGGAUGACAAAAUGGUUUCCAUUCGCUCUCAGCAAAACAGGGCAACUGCUGUCUGUGUUUCAGUCUUUGUUUGGAGGUGAGGGGAGACUCAGCCAAAACAAAACUAUACAGUAUGUCUCCUCUCGCUCUGCCUGCACAGAGUACGACACUGUUUAUGCUGGAGCCCAAUCAAAACUCUGAGCCACCCACUGAUUACUUAAAUUAACAGUUUAGUUCAGUCUGCAGCAGUUUUAUUAGGCUGUUGGUUCAACCCCAAGCCUUUACAAUACCUCCACUGUUGAAGUCUUGGCUUUGUUUAUUUCAUAUGUUUGUGUGUCAUACGAGUUCAAUAUAAUGCCAUUCGGGUUGUUGAAUACACCAUAAUAGUGGAACUGAAAAAUCGGACAAAUGUUGUUAGCCUUAUCAAAUUGAAAACAGAAUCAAAUUUGUCUGGGAAUGCCAAAUGACCUCAAGUUAACUCACCGGAUCCCCAGACUAUGAAGCUGAAUAUAUCUGUUCAAUGUUGAAAUACUGUCAACCAUUUGAACCAAACGGGCAGAUAGCUAUUUGCAAAUAGCUAUUGGUUAUUUUGAUGUGAAUUAAUAGUGCUGCCCAUUUAUCUAGAUGAUUUCAUUGAUCUUUGGAUUAAAAAAAUAUAUACAUAAGGUUGUUGAACAAUUAAAAGUAGUUUCUUGUAAAUACAACUCCAUUUCAUGUACAUGUACCAGUGUACCUACUGUGAAAUUUGAAUGAUUAUUUUUGUAUUUUUGUACUCAACAUAAACUAUAGUAUUUGUCA